Molecule: messenger RNA, 300 nt
Organism: Mollisia scopiformis
Lineage: Eukaryota; Fungi; Ascomycota; Leotiomycetes; Helotiales; Mollisiaceae
Exons: 2
Source: RefSeq, a predicted model, not a curated record
ACCAUAGACAAGACACAAGAUAUGAAGGAAACUUCCUUUCUACAGUUUGGCGAACUGCCGAAGGAGAUCCGCCUUGCGAUCUGGGAAGCUGCAAUUCCAGGUCCGCGAAUUGUGGACCUAAGAGACCAGCCCUUGAAAAUCACGGCGGGAGAAUUGAAAGAUCAGAUACGAGAGCAAAAGGAAAAAAUGUUCGGAUUCCAUCCGAUGGGUGGUUUCAAGUCCAAAUGCCCCGCUCCGGAAAUCCUAUUCGCUUGUCGAGAGUCUCAUGAGGUCGCAACCAGAUAUUACGAGCGAGCUUUU